GGGAUGGGGACGGGUACCGGUGUAGGGGCACUCGGAAGGGACGGAUAUCACUGUGACACUGCGAGGACGCCCUGAGGGGACGGGUGUCGGUGUGGCACCUGUGCACGCUGAAGGAGCCGGCGGAACGGGGUGGCCAUGGGGAUGUGGGCGUCGCUGGACGCGAUGUGGGAGAUGCCGGCCGAGAAGCGUAUCUUCGGGGCCGUGCUGGUCUUCUCCUGGACGGUGUAUCUUUGGGAGACCUUCCUAGCACAGCGGCAGAGAAGGAUAUAUAAAACAACAACUCAUGUACCACCGGAGUUAGGACAAAUCAUGGACUCUGAAACAUUUGAGAAAUCUCGACUAUAUCAACUGGAUAAAAGUACUUUCAGCUUUUGGUCAGGACUCUAUUCAGAGAUUGAAGGCACUCUUAUUCUUCUCUUUGGUGGAAUCCCUUAUCUCUGGAGACUUUCUGGACGCUUCUGUGGUUAUGCUGGCUUUGGACCAGAACAUGAGAUCACUCAGUCCUUGGUGUUUCUGCUGUUGGCUACGCUUUUCAGUGCGUCGACUGGUUUGCCAUGGAGUCUUUACAAUACUUUUGUGAUAGAAGAAAAACAUGGUUUCAAUCAACAGACUUUGGGGUUCUUCAUGAAAGAUGCAAUCAAGAAAUUUGUUGUGACUCAGUGUAUUUUAUUGCCUGUGUCUUCACUUCUACUUUACAUUAUCAAAAUUGGGGGUGACUAUUUUUUUAUUUAUGCCUGGCUGUUCACAUUAGUUGUUUCUUUGGUUCUUGUCACAAUCUAUGCUGAUUAUAUUGCCCCUUUAUUUGACAAGUUCACACCUCUGCCUGAAGGAAAGCUUAAACAAGAAAUUGAAGUAAUGGCAAAGAGUAUUGAUUUUCCUUUAACUAAGGUAUAUGUUGUUGAAGGGUCUAAACGCUCUUCCCACAGCAAUGCUUAUUUUUAUGGCUUCUUCAAGAACAAGCGAAUAGUUUUGUUUGACACUCUACUAGAAGAGUACUCUGUACUAAACAAAGGCAUCCAGGAGGAGUCUGGCAUGGAACCUCGCAAUGAUGGAGAAGGGGACAGUGAAGAAGUAAAAGCUAAAGUUAAAAAUAAGAAACAAGGAUGUAAAAAUGAGGAGGUGCUUGCUGUACUAGGCCAUGAACUGGGGCACUGGAAGUUGGGACACACAGUCAAAAAUAUUGUUAUCAGCCAGAUGAAUUCUUUCCUGUGUUUUUUCUUGUUUGCUGUAUUAAUUGGUCAAAAGGAACUUUUUGCUGCAUUUGGUUUUUAUAACAGCCAACCCACUCUAAUUGGACUAUUGAUCAUCUUCCAGUUUAUUUUUUCACCUUACAAUGAGGUUCUUUCUUUUUGCCUGACAGUCCUGAGCCGCAGAUUUGAGUUUCAAGCUGACGCAUUUGCCAAGAAACUGGGGAAGGCUAAAGACUUAUAUUCUGCUUUAAUCAAACUAAACAAAGAUAACUUGGGAUUCCCUGUUUCUGAUUGGUUGUUUUCAAUGUGGCAUUAUUCUCAUCCUCCUCUGCUAGAGAGACUUCAAGCUUUGAAAAAUACAAAGCAAGACUGAGAUGCCCAGGGUCUGUGACUGAAGACAUUUAUGAUUAUUUCUGUCCUGGCAGCAUGUUCCAGCUCUUGAUGUUUUUAAACUUUUUCUUUUUUUUUAAAGAAAAAUUAAGUACAGAUGAGCUCAGAUUUAAAUACAUUUAACAUUUCAUUUCAAAAAUGAUUUUAAUAAUCCAUUUCUUAAAGAAAACACUGGGUGAAAUUUUGAGGCUUAAUGUUUUUAAAGGUGUAGUUUUCUUUUAUCUUUGACAUCUAAUUUACCACCAACUGAUAGAAUUGAGAAAAUACAGCACUUGUUUUAUUUAUAUGCUUAUAUGGAAUCUGCAUAUUAAGGGGUUUGGGGCAUAUGUUUAAAAGAGGGAACACCACCUCUGAGUCCCUUCUGUCAGGCAGAAGCAAUGGUCCCAAAUCAUUGUGCUUACACCUAAGUUGAAACUGGUUUCAACUUCAUCCCCGUUAUUAUUUAACCUGACCAAUCAGUGUUUUAAAUAAGAAAGAAAGAUAAUAGUUGGCUAAUGCUAUGUAAAUGAAAGUAAAUAGAGGGCCGGCCAGUGGCUCACGUGGGAAAGUGUGGUGCUGAUAACACCAAGGCCACAGGUUCAGAUCCCUAUGUAGGGAUGGCCAGUUAGCUCACUUGGGAGAGCGUGGUGCUGACAUCACUAAGUCAAGGGUUAAGAUCCCCUUACCAGUCAUCUUUAAAAAAAAAAAAAAGUAAUUAGAAAUAUGCUCUGCUGUUCAUUGUACCAAAUUUCAAAUUUCUCUGUUCCCUCUCUUGCUGCACACUGAUCAGGAGUUUGUAAUAGUGCUUUGAAAUUAGAAAUUAUGUAUAAGAUAUUUUAAAUCAUUGAGUUUUGUUUUUGUUUUUAAGGAAAUCUUAGUCUUUUCCUUCCCACGUGGCGGGUAUGGUCCCAUUAGGGGCAAAUUGUAGCUUUUUCUCAUUCAUUCUCUUUUAUUCAAUAAUAGUACAUUUUUUCACUUAGCACUUAGCAGAAAUUGCCAUAUUGAACAGGUUUUGCUAUGUUAAAAGUGGCAGAACAUGGAAAAAGAAGAAAUAACAUUUUAAGAGACAUGAUGAUUCUCUUAUGAUAUUACAGGAAAAAAAUAUAAUUUUCUUUCUCAAGGACAGAAGCAUUUUAGUUUUUGUUUUCGUAAUUUUUAAUCAGUAAGUCAUAAGUAAUAUUUAAUUAGGACUGAUUCCAUUUUUGAAAAUUAUAGUUCCUGAUAUGCAGAUAAUGUUUGCUUUCAAAACAAAUGUCAUGAAAGAUUUCCUGUUUAAAAAGCUGUGGUUUUCAUUACUUUACAUGCCUGCCCACUUUCUGAAUGAAACCUUAUUUUGUGCCUAGAGCUCCCACUCACUGAUAAUGUUUACCUUUGGGCAUUGAUUCCUAUGUGGGAUUGACUGUGCACCUUUGGUAUCUGGCCAUAAAGUCCUUUGCUUGGCUUACAUUUGGAUGAUAUCUUCAAAUGGAAACAUAAUAAAAAUAAAAAUCUAGUUAGUACUGCAUUAUUUAUUUUCCUAAUGCUAAAGAGGAACAGUCCUAUGGUUUUUUUAUGCAGCAUUCUUUAACUGUAACUUCAUGCUGUGAUAACUGCCUUUCCUUCCUUCUGUGCCUUUAAAUACAAAUUUCAGUUCUGCACAAGUGAAACAUUAAAAA
Cynocephalus volans (Philippine flying lemur) is the source of this 3214-nucleotide messenger RNA. It is a transcript of the gene ZMPSTE24, whose product is annotated as zinc metallopeptidase STE24. Gene Ontology annotation, cellular component: endoplasmic reticulum membrane. Gene Ontology annotation, biological process: CAAX-box protein processing. Gene Ontology annotation, molecular function: metalloendopeptidase activity. The record is from RefSeq and is a predicted model, not a curated record. Bases 136 to 1563 code for a protein of 475 amino acids. The transcript has 10 exons. Lineage: Eukaryota; Metazoa; Chordata; Mammalia; Dermoptera; Cynocephalidae.